GCUUCUCAUCAGCAGUUAUCGACGGACCCAUUGAUCGCCCACUUCACUCUUCGACAUUUCAACAGGUCUGCAGCUAAUGACGAAACCAAAACACAGACAGCUGGUGCGAAAACCUGCAAAGGACUCUAUUAAUGGAGUUCAUGAGUUGGACUUGCCUUUAGAAGAUAGUUGGGUGAUGGUCAAGAAGCAGAAAGUCAACAUAUGGAUUCCUUCAUUACCUGUUGACAAACAGAUGACUAUAACUAACCCCGGAGAAAGUCAGCCAGAGCUACAGCCUGAGCUUGAGCCAGAGCUACAGCCUGAGCUUGAGCCCGAGCCCGAGCCCGAGCCCGAGCUUGAGCUUGAGCCCAUACAAACAAGCACCCAAGUGCCAUGUCCAAUUGUCAACUCUCUCCAGAUGCCCUCAGUUUUUGAUAGAGACAAGUCCAUCUCAUUGGCCCCGGAAAAGGCUUUUCCGACUGCUAGGAAAGACAGUUCUUCUCAAACCAUUCCAAUAUGUCCACCACUACCAAGACCAGUCCAUAGGAUGGGGUCAGAAAAUCCACAAGUUAAUCGCGUUCCAUGUCAUAAGACACUUGGGGUUUGCAGUGCCUCAAAAUUGGGCAAGCGGUCCAUGAGCUUCCUCGAUCGUGGUGUGUUGCUAAAUCAAAGGUUGAGGGCAUCAAAUCUUGAGAGGAAGCUUCAAAGAGCUGGUGGGUUGAGCAGGUGGCUAACAUCCCUUGGACUUGACCGGUUUGUAAAGAUGUUUCAGGGUAAAAGUGUUAAUAAAUUUAUGCUAGCGAAUCUGACAAUGAAGAAACUCAAGGACAUGGGUGCAGAUGCAGUCGGACCGAGGAGGAAGCUGAUGCAUGCUAUUGAGUGCCUUUGCCAACCUUACUGUUUCGAGGCUUAGAGAAUGGCAUGAUAAACAAAAAAAAUGAUAAGAAAGAUGGAGGUCCCGCGGAAAAAUAGCUCGACGCCCGGAUUCUUUUUCAUAUAAAAAUGAUAAAAAGGUCGUCUCGUUCAAAAUCUCAAUUAUGACAUCCCUUCUCUCUCACUUCACACCUCGG
This is a messenger RNA of Ilex paraguariensis (yerba mate), 1049 nucleotides long. The record is from the annotation of a GenBank genome assembly. NCBI's taxonomy places the organism in Eukaryota, Viridiplantae, Streptophyta, Magnoliopsida, Aquifoliales, Aquifoliaceae.